This is a messenger RNA of Siniperca chuatsi (mandarin fish), 2165 nucleotides long. RefSeq names its product terminal nucleotidyltransferase 5Bb (gene tent5bb). The coding region runs from base 331 to 1512 and encodes 393 amino acids. Gene Ontology annotation, molecular function: RNA binding; poly(A) RNA polymerase activity. The record is from RefSeq and is a predicted model, not a curated record. NCBI's taxonomy places the organism in Eukaryota, Metazoa, Chordata, Actinopteri, Centrarchiformes, Sinipercidae. The transcript is spliced from 2 exons. Gene Ontology annotation, biological process: mRNA stabilization.
UCUUUGCAGCCAAUAGGAGAGCUCCUGUUAAUCCCGGCUCAGUAAAAACCAGAGGCGGCUCUAAUCUGAGGAGAGAGGCAGUGUAGACAGAGAGGCAGAGGGCGACUGGAAGUUUUUGUUUUGGAGAUGUCCGAUAUUCUACAAAACUUUCUCAUCACUUUACUGCAUUUCGGAGGCUUCUGAAACGUGUCCCCAGAAGAGGAGACAGCGUGUUUUCCUCUUCAUCCGCAGUUACCCUAACAUCACCGGCUCUUCUCGGGGAUCGCGCUCUGCUGGUUCUUCUCAUCAUAGCCUUCACAGUCCGUGGACAUCCCGUUGAGUCCGGUCGUCAUGUCCUCCGGUGAUGCCUCGGAGCAGAGUCGGCGGGUCAGCGUGCUGUCUUGGGAUCAGGUGCGGCGUUUGGACUCCAUCCUCGGCGAGAGCGUCCCGAUCCACGGCCGCGGGAACUUCCCCACGCUGUCCGUGCAGCCCCGGCAGAUCGUCCAGGUGGUCAGGGCUCGACUGGAGGAGCGGGGCAUGGUGGUAAGUGACGUCAAGCUGAACGGUUCAGCGGCCAGCCACGUGCUCCACCAGGACAAUGGCCUUGGCUAUAAAGACCUGGACCUGAUUUUCGGCCUGAGUCUCACUGAUGACAAAACCUUCCGGCUGGUGAAGGACGUGGUGCUGGACUGCCUGGUGGACUUCUUGCCUGAAGGGGUGUGCAGGGAGCGAAUCACAGCCCUUGCCCUGAAGGAAGCAUACGUGCAGAAACUGGUGAAAGUUUGCAAUGAGACGGACCGCUGGAGCCUCAUCUCGCUGUCCAACAACACCGGCAAGAAUGUGGAACUGAAGUUUGUGGACUCCCUCAGAAGGCAGUUUGAGUUCAGUGUUGACUCCUUCCAGAUCACCCUGGACUCGUUGCUGCUCUUCGACCGCUGCUCGGAGACGGCCAUGUCCGAGACCUUCCACCCUACAGUGCAGGGGGAGAGCAUGUACGGAGACUUUGAGGAAGCUCUCGGUCACCUUCGCUCCAGGACUAUCGCCACCCGCAGCCCAGAAGAGAUCCGGGGCGGCGGGCUGCUCAAGUACUGCCACCUGCUGGUGCGCGGCUUCCGGCCGUCCUCUGAGGCUCAGAUGAAACAGAUGCAGCGCUACAUGUGCUCACGCUUCUUCAUCGACUUCCCCGACAUAAGCGAGCAGCAGAGGAAACUGGAGGCGUAUCUGCAGAACCACUUUGCGGGCAUGGAGCACAAGCGCUACGAGUACCUGGUGACGCUGAGGCAAGUGGUGGACGAGAGCACUGUGUGUCUGAUGGGCCACGAGCGCAGACAGACGCUGGCACUCAUUUCCGCUCUGGCGCUGCGCGUGAUGGCCGAACAGAACGCUAUCCCUGCUCUGUCCAACAUCACCUGCUACUACCAGCCCGCUCCCUAUGUCAGAGACGUCAACUUCAGCAAUUACUAUGUGGCACGAGUUCAGUCACACAUUGCUACAUGCAGUAACUCUUAUCAAACAUGGCUGCCUUGCAGCUGAGCAAUGACUUUUAGGAUGUCUGGAGAGCAUUCCGUUUUAACUUAACAUUGAUGUAAGCUGAGCGUUCAUUAUAGUGCUCGGUACCUCUGUAGCAAUGUGGCUUUUUUGGUUUGAGGCCCAUCGUGGACAAAAAGGAAUUAAUGUAUCUUUUUUUGCCAAAUAUUAUAUCAAAACCAUUCCACUAAGUUAUAUUGAGUAAUACUGCUGUAAAAAACCAUCUAAUUCGAGCCAUUAUAAUUAUACCUUUUUGUUCUGGUGUCAUUUCAUAACCAAUGUGGACAUGUAUGGAAAAAUAUGAAGGGUUGAUAUGUGAUGGAGGAACUUUGCCAGGUCUGUUUCUUGUUUGAUGGGGGCUUGUAUUGGGUCUUUAAGGAAAUGUAAAUACUUCGUACGAAACCAGAAAGCUGUUUUUUUGUUCUCUCUGUGGUUUCAGCUGACCUGAGUGGGAGGGAAAAAGCACCAAAGAAAUACUUGUGUAGCAUGACAAACAAAGACUGUAUGUGGUUCCAAGUGCCUGAAACUGACCAAUGUCUAUAGUAGAUGCUAUGUAAGAAUUGUUUUUGAAACUUUUUCAUCCAGGUUACUGUACAUUUCUAUAUACAGGGUCAGGGUAUUUGUUUUUUAACUCAUUAAAAAAAUGUCAAAAAUGGAAA